UUACCAAACAUUUUGACAUAUGGUUUGUUCGCUACAACAAUAAUUGUUAUCAGCUGACAUGUGUAUUUUAUUAUUUCUGAAUGAAUCAUGACAUCAAAUAGAAUUAAAAUAAGGCUUAAAGAGUUUGAUGAAGUGCUUCAGUGUGAAGAGAUAGACUUAAAAACGCUUAGAAGUUUAUGUUUUCAUGGCAUUCCCGAUGAAGGAAAUUACAGGUCAAUAUGUUGGAGAUUGUUAUUGGGGCUUUUGGUGCCAAAAAAGUCGGAAUGGGAUAGUAUUUUAAGAAAAAAACGUGAACUUUAUCAACAAUUUAUAGAUGAAAUGAUUGUUCCUCCAGGACAGCUACCAUCAGCUGACCAUCCCCUAAAUGCCAAUCCAGAGAGUGCUUGGGGUGCUUAUUUUAGAGACAAUGAAGUUUUAUUACAAAUUGAUAAAGAUGUUCGAAGACUUUGUCCUGAUAUAUCCUUCUUUCAACAGGCCACUGAAUAUCCAUGUGGUUUGGCUGUAAAUGGUCGGGGUGAAAGAAGACUUCAUAACCGUGUUGCUCCAGAAGGAUUGAAAUCAGCAAAUGUCGAAAGGAAAGGACUAGGUGCUUCUAAGAUAACUCUAACCGUUAAAAGAGCGACAGAGGAUUAUCAAGCAAUGGCUGAAGGCCAAGAAGCACAUUGGGAAGUUGUGCAGAGAAUUUUGUUUAUAUAUGCGAAACUCAAUCCCGGGCAAGGAUACGUACAAGGCAUGAAUGAGAUUAUAGGACCUAUUUAUCAUGUUUUGGCAAGUGCUUCUGAUCCUAUUCAUAGAGAGUUUGCUGAAGCAGAUACUUUUUUCUGUUUUACUCAUCUGAUGUCGGAAAUUCGUGAUUUUUUUAUUAAGACAUUGGAUGAAACUAUUGGAGGCAUUAAAGCAAUGAUGUCAAAAGUUAAUGAGGAAUUAAAAGUUGAAGAUUUUGAUGUAUGGCAACUGUUGAAAUCGCAACAAUUAUUUCCUCAAUACUAUAGCUUCAGAUGGAUAACUUUAUUAUUGUCUCAAGAAUUUCCUUUGCCUGAUGUUGUCAGAAUUUGGGACACUCUAUUUGCAGAUGAGAAAAGAUUUGAUUUUCUUGUUCACAUUUGCUGUGCUAUGAUCAUCACAUUGCGCGAUCAAAUAAUAUGUUCAGAUUUUGCAUCAAAUGUAAAACUGUUACAGAAUUUUCCUCCAAUUGAUAUUCAAGUCAUAUUAAACAAAGCUGCAAUACUCGCAAAGAAAUAUAUUUAAAUGUAUAUAAAUAGA
Ctenocephalides felis (cat flea) is the source of this 1263-nucleotide messenger RNA. Its product is annotated as TBC1 domain family member 13. The coding region runs from base 88 to 1248 and encodes 386 amino acids. NCBI's taxonomy places the organism in Eukaryota, Metazoa, Arthropoda, Insecta, Siphonaptera, Pulicidae. The record is from RefSeq and is a predicted model, not a curated record. Gene Ontology annotation, molecular function: GTPase activator activity. The transcript is spliced from 9 exons. Gene Ontology annotation, biological process: intracellular protein transport; activation of GTPase activity.